This is a messenger RNA of Amoebophrya sp. A25, 538 nucleotides long. The record is from the annotation of a GenBank genome assembly. Lineage: Eukaryota; Dinophyceae; Syndiniales; Amoebophryaceae.
AGUAACAAAUACAAACCGUUGCACCACUUGGCUUGGCAGUGGUGUGAGAAACAAACGAUGUGCGGGGCACUGCUUUCACCACUGGCACGCUCUAUAAGGAUCACCGUGUCCUAUUGGGGCCACCACAUUUCACCAGCGCCACAUUCUCUAAGAACUUCUGUGCUCAAGUCAAUCAGUUAGUCAAUCAAUUACAUUCGAUUUACUUACGUUUUCCUGCUUCCACCACGUUGUGCGAGUCAAUCAAUUACAUUCGAUUUACUUACGUUUUCCUGCCACCACCGCAUUGUUCUGCUGAUCGUCUCCUCCUACCACCACGUUGUGCUGUUCUUGCUCUGCUGAUCGUCUCCUCCUACCACCACUUUGUGCUGUUCUUGCUUUGUUCUUUCCCCAAGAACACUGUUCUACUGCUCUUCACCACAACAUUGUUCUUGCUUUGCUCUAUCCCACAUCAUUCCUCCUAUUACCAUUAUAUUCCCCAAAAAUAUAGACCCCGCUCUCUCUAAGAUCAAUGGCGUCAGGAACGCCAGAGGACGUAUAG